CCAACCAGCAGCUGUUCAAGAUGGUUACGAAGCUGUUGGCCGUAAAUCAACGGCUCACAGCAGGCUCUUCCGCAUCCUUUUUUUUUUCCUCCGCACAUGCACUCUCAUUUCAAUCCUCCGCAGAAUCAAUCGAUUUUUACAAGUGUCCAAGCAACAACAUACGGAGGCAAGGAUGUCUGAGAACGUCAACAUUUGCGAAACUACUUUUAGUGGAGCGUCGAUAUACCGGUCCAAAAUGCCCUUAUUUUGCAACUGCAGUUGUGCUUGAAACGUCGAGUCCUCUUAAAGCAACACGAAACAAAAAACAAAAAAAAAAACGAAAGAACGAAGGCCAUUUCGCGAAUUGUGAAAGGACAGCAAAGCAUGUCAGCUUAGCGAAAAGCAUGCGAAAUAUUCUCUUGGGAGGCGUCGUUACCAUCACAGUUAUCAGCUUCGCGACAGGCUCACAAGAUGAAUUACCAGGCAUCGGGGCUCGGUGCCAAACCACGGAAGAAUGUCACACCAUCGUUCCCAACAGCAAAUGUGUCUACGAUGGUUGUUUCUGCUUACGGAGUCACUACUUCGAUGGUCGCGAAAGAAGCUGUAAACCGGUUUCGCUGCUUGGAGAUGCAUGUUCACAUGACAAUCAUUGUGGAUCCUCCCUCAUGUGUCAACAAGGCACGUGCACGUGCAUGCCAGGCUACCGUCAAGGAUUCAACGCCUGCGAACCUGUAGGGUCCCUUAGUGACUUUGAAAGCUACGGAGAGCUACCAACAGAAAAGCCCAAUAUUUUUGUUGUCGUCCUGAAGGGCCUCGGAUUUCUUGCUCUCAAGGUGUCUCUUAUCUAUCUCUUUGCAAAAAUCAUGUGUGUAUCCUGUAAGCAUCUCGCUCGAGACUCCGCCCUCCAAGAAGUCUGCAGCGACGACAUGUAUAAAAACACUGCUUCGACAUCGGGAGUCCAAAGCAUUCCGACCAUGUCCACUGGAACGCUUGCUUCAACUGUGAUGUCUGCCGUGCCACUUCAAACGUCCUUCUAUUCUCAUCAGACUCCAAGCAUGGUGUACGUGCAAGGUCCAGCUACAGAGCCCACAUCGCUUCAAUGUAAGACGGAACAAAACAUGCCCAUUCGCUGAUCAACGUGAAGGAGGAAUUUCAUAAGGAUCAUCAGGUUCAUCGAACAGCUCUAUCUGCAGCAGCUUAUAUCUUCAUAAAUGAUAUCUUGACAAAUGUACAAUGUACGUUUCAGCGGGCUCUCAUGUGUCAGAUGCAUUUUGUCUUCCAUGUCAUGUAGCAUAACAUGAACAUGACUGUUCAUCUAUACUGUGAGUUGUAGGGCUGUGCGAAUACUUAUUUAAAAACCAAAGCAAACAGAUAUGUACACGAAGCAAAUACAAAGUGAAUAGUUAUAUAACCGAACAUUAUGCAGCCCGUCUAUCAACAUACAGCAUAAAUAAAUUAUACACGAAUCUGGGAUUCCAUAUUUGACCUGUGAUUCAAAUCGAAUACACAAUUAUUUACUUUGGUAUUUCGAAAAUCCGGAUAUUCGUACAGCCCCGGUUAGCUGUAAAUUUUGCUAAGUGUGAUACUGAACUUCUGACAAGAUCAAGGGCCAAGUCUUGUACAUAAAAAGCAUACUUGUGCUGUAAUUUCUUUCAGCUUCUUUUCUUUUCUAUACAAGCUGUGCCAUGUAAAUAAAGAUUCUGUAUUUAGCACUUU
This is a messenger RNA of Ornithodoros turicata, 1695 nucleotides long. RefSeq lists its product as uncharacterized. The coding region runs from base 21 to 1112 and encodes 363 amino acids. NCBI's taxonomy places the organism in Eukaryota, Metazoa, Arthropoda, Arachnida, Ixodida, Argasidae. The record is from RefSeq and is a predicted model, not a curated record. The transcript is spliced from 9 exons.